Leptopilina heterotoma is the source of this 4407-nucleotide messenger RNA. Its product is annotated as protein dispatched. The record is from RefSeq and is a predicted model, not a curated record. The coding region runs from base 242 to 3634 and encodes 1130 amino acids. Lineage: Eukaryota; Metazoa; Arthropoda; Insecta; Hymenoptera; Figitidae. The transcript has 10 exons. Gene Ontology annotation, cellular component: membrane.
UAUUUGCGGCGCAUUCGCAGAUUUCAAAUAACCCUCUACUUGAAGUUGUUUACUACAAUUUACUUGAAUCAUAAAAUGAGUGUUUAUCAUAGAUUUUGUAGUUUUUCCUGAAAAAAUGUUUUUUAUAAAUUGACAGUAUUUUUUGUAAACUUUUAUAAAUGCUUUGUUUGUUCGUCAUAUUGACGAACUUUGAUCUCAAAACAGUAUUAACCACAAAUGUAAAAAAAUCUUGAGAGAAAUAAUGGAUAUUUGGUGGUUUUCUCGAGUAAUUACACAUCAUCCUUACGCUAUUUUAAUAGCUGUGUUUGUAUUUUCCUCAACUUGCUUAAUCGUUCCAUUUGCAACAAAGAAAUUCCCCGAUUUCACAGACCCACAACUGGGUUUUGAAGCUAGAGGUACUAUACUUGCUCAAAGAUUAACAGCUUGGGUAAAUUUAAUGGAAGCAACUCAUCCUCGUGGUGAACUUGUUGAGAAUCCUUUGGAGUAUUAUUAUUAUUUGCAAUAUCACAAUCAGCCGAAUGAGACACAUCCACAAAAUCGUCCUGCGAACAGCACACGAAGAAGAAAAGGGAAAAAUAAAAAAAAGGAGAAAGGCAAAAAUAGUGUAAAGCCAAAAUAUGAAACAAGCGAUAAUGGCAUUAGUAAAAGUGAAGAUAAAUGGAAGGAGCUUCGCAAAUUAGGAAGCAAGAAUCAUUUAGAUAGUAUAGAAGAAAACGAUAGUCAUUUGAACAACAAUGAAUUUUUUUGUAAUCUUCCCAGCUCAGCUUACUCCCGUGUAGUAUUAAGUUCAGAGCGUGAGGAUAAGAGCUUAUGGUCCAUGGAAGGUAUUUUAGCCCAAUGUCACAUUGACGACGCUCUUCGUUCAAAUCCUGAAUUUCAAUCUCUUUGCCAGACGCAGGCAGAAAACGGUCAUGGAUCUUCAAAAUGUUGUCGGAGUUGGUCACCUGCCAAUUUUGUAGCUCUUCUAUCCAAUCGAAGUUCUUGUCUUGGAGUCACUGAAAUUGACUUGAUACGAGUGGAAAUUCUACUUCAAAGAUGUGCCUACUAUUAUCAUAAUUUGCAAUUGACUCCCGAUUGUGCUGAUAACUUAGAUUGCCAAAAACGAGUUCCUGUUGAAUGUUACGCUUACAAUGCUCCUUAUCAUCUUUUGCAUUAUCUUCUUGACAUUGAUUUUGUUCAAUUCAAAAAACAAGAUUCAGCAAACACACUAAAUACAACUCUACAUUCGGUAAUGUUGUUUUUACCAAUUGCUGCAAGUUCAGCGACUCUGGAUUUUUAUAACAAUCUUAAUUUUGACGGAUUGUUCUAUGGGAAAUUUCGAGUGGUUGCAAUUGAUCUUGGAUUGAAAAGCACACUUUUCGAUCGUCUUCUUGUGUCUGAUUCGUCACUUUUACUAUCUGGUUUUGCAUUUAUUACAGUGUGCAUCUGGAUUUAUUCGACUUCCAUUUUUCUCACAAUUACAACUAUACUAGCUGUUUUAUUCAGUCUUGGAAUUUCUUAUGCUAUUUACACUCUUGUCUUAAGGAUAAACUUUUUUCCCUUCAUGAAUUUAUUGGCGGUUGUUGUUGCUGUUGGUAUCGGAGCCGAUGACGCUUUUAUUUAUUGCAAAAUUUGGGAAUGCAAUAAACAACAAAAAUUGACAAACGGUGGAUUGGAGAGAUUGGUCCAGGAAACUAUGGCUCAUGCACUUCCGUCUAUGUUCACUACUUGUUUGACGACUGCAGUGGCUUUUUUUGCUUCGAUUGUAAGCAAUGUCACCGCUAUAAAUUGUUUUAGUUUAUUUUCAGGAAUGACGGUAGUGGCUAACUUUUUUCUAAUGGUCACAUGGUUACCAGCAUGUGUCGUAAUAGCUGAAAAAUGGCAUCUUUCAUUCCUUACACCGGCACAUUUUAUAGUUAGAAAGAUUAUCAGGCCAUUGAAACUUUUUAUGAACAGAAUUUCAAAUCGAUACAGUCACUGCCUUGCACAAUUCAGUGUUGGUUUACGAUGGUUCUGGUUUAUGGUAUUAGGAGCAAUUGCCAUCGCUGGAAUUUCUAUAAUUUUUCGAUAUCCUGGGCUACAGUUACCUGACUCGCCCAAUUUUCAAUUAUUUGAUAGCUCGCAUCCUUUCGAGCAAUACGAAUUGAUCUACGCCAAACGAUUUUGGUUUGAAAAACUUGAAAUGGGUGAUGGAGGAGCAGUGCUUCCUCUCAGAUUUAUAUGGGGUGUGAAACCAAUUGACAAUGGUAAUUACAACGAUCCAUCUGCCAGAGGAUCUUUUGUACAUGAUGAAAGUUUUGAUAUGACAGAUGCAAAUUCUCAAGAAUGGCUGCAACAAUUUUGCAGAAAUCUUCGAAAUCAACCGUUUUAUCGGAGUACAUUAGGUCCUCUUCUUCCAAAUUGUUUUAUUGACACGCUAAGAAAUUGGAUGGAAAGACGCUGUGAAGACCCGGCGGAUCCAAGCGCAGAUAAAAUGCCCUGCUGUAAACAAAGUAAAUUUCCCUAUAAACCAGAAGUUUUACGGGAAUGCGCUGCGAAAGCUAGUGAUGAAUUGUAUAAAACACCCUCACACUUGUGGAGUCGAGGUGCUCCCUUAACGGCGGGUUUGAAAUUUCUUAGAGAAGAAAUCGAUGUCUCGAAUAUAUCACACAGCUCAAAAAAACUACAAUUUAUUCCCAAAAUAAGAGCUUUAGUGGUCGAGUAUGACAGCACAUUUGUUUACAGUCUUUCAUUUGCAGAGAUGAAUAGAUUUUACAAUCAAGUGGAAAAGUGGAUGCAAGAGCAACUUACGAACGCGCCUCCUGGAAUGAAAGGUGGUUGGUUUGUGAGUCGUUUGGAAUUUUAUGAGUUGCAAAGAACGUUAUACGAAGGUACAAUUUGGGCAAUGAUUGUUUCUAUGAUUCUGGCACUCAUUGUUUUGGCGUUUGUGACUUUAAAUUUUCUCGUCAGUCUCUAUGCGAUUAUUGCAAUUGGCGCUGCUAUAGUUGUUAUUGUUGCAGCAUUGGUUCUUCUUGGGUGGAGACUAAAUGUCCUAGAAAGUGUUGCAGUUUCAACAGCUAUAGGUUUGGCAACAGACUUUUCCCUGCAUUAUGGUGUGAGUUACAGAGCUUGCAGCUUGGAAAAAAAUUUGGAUCGCGCUACAGUCGCACUAAAACAAAUGGGAGGACCGACUUUAAUGGCAGCUAUCACGAGUGGUGCUGCCGGUGCAUUAAUGUUGCCAUCUCAAGUAUUAGCCUAUAUUCAAAUAGGCCUUUUUUUAAUAUUAGUUAUGGGAGUUAGUUGGAUUUACGCAACAUUCUUUUUGUGUCCCAUUCUUGCUAUUGUAGGUCCAUCUCCAACUUUUGCUCAAUUUCAAUAUCUAAGACUGUGGAGGGCAUUAUUCAGUAUUCAUAAAAAGAGAACGAAUACAACGAAAGUAGAAAAAGAAGUAAGUUCCAAUCGUAGACGAUGGAGAGGAAGAGGAAUGUUCUCAGAAUCGACAAUCAGUACGUCGAGUACCGUUUGUCAAAUUCAUUGUAGUGAAUUGGAAAAUCUCGCUGUUCGUCCACCUUCACCAUCUUUUCCUCCAUCUCCAACAGCUACUCUACUUCAUCUCGAAUCGAGUCAAACAAACCUAAAAAAUAAUCGUCGAAAGCAAAGUAAUGACCACGAAUAAUAUGUAUAUAUUAUAUAUAUGAGCUAACCAAUUUCAAACCACGCAUAAAAUUUAUACAGUAAUAUUUAUUUGUUUCUAACCCCUCAAAAUUUGACUUUAUAAAAAAUUGUCUAAUUAAUAUUAAAUAGAAAAUGUCUUUUCGCAUAUUUUUUCUUGUAUUAAAAUUAAAAUGUUAUAUUUACUUAUAUUUGACUGAUAAAAAGUUAUUAUCAAUGCUUUACUUUUAAUUAAAAAAUAAUAAUUAAUUUUUUUGCUAAUCAAUGUUAAAGUUGUGCUGAAUAUUUUCAACGUUUUAUUUAUUCAGAAAAUUGUCAUAAAGAAUUUAUCUUUAGUGUUCAUCAGUAUAUAAAAAACUUUUCUGUAGAGUUUUAUUUUUAUUUAAUUACCGCCAAUAGGAAAAUUAUGAAGAUUUCCUCGAAGUUUCAUUAAAAAAAAUUUCUUUAAAUGAGCUAUUUGAACUUAAAUAUUAUAUAAUUGUCUCGCAUUUGCUCUGUCAAACAUAAAAAAUAUUGAACAUUUUGAAGAUUUAAAUCAGAAACACUACAAAAAGUGACUUGACUGAACUCUGAACAGAAUUAUCGUAGAAGGUUCACUAGGGGGUCAAAAAAUGCAUCUAAAAAUUCUACGAAAUGAAAGAGAAAUAUUUAUAGGUGUCUUAAAAUUUUCUAAUAGUUGUAAGCAAAAUACAUUAUUUUAAAAAAUUAAAAAAACAGAAAAAUUAUUAUAAUAAAAAAUAUGAAAACAAAACUUGCAAAAUUGUAAGUCACAACAUA